AAUUUGUAAACUUUAAUAAAUAGCGCCCUCUACACUCCAGUAUGUUAUAUACCCCGUUUAGUAACUGAGCUGAGCGACCAUCCUAUACUGCCUUGAACGCUGCGAAGUGGAAAGUAAGAUGGAAAUCGGAGGAAUUAUAAUGAUUGUCCUGGCAAUUGUCAGCGACAUUUAUGCCAUAGAUUUACUUAAAGCUGAUGGAAGAAUUAUCUAUAACGAUUGUCACGAUGCCCUACAACAUGGUAACAACAAAUCUGACUUUUAUAUGGUGCGUUUCUACACGUCUGAGCCUUUUGAGGUAUAUUGCCGUUUUGGUGUUAAUGGUCCCGGGAUUCCGAUUAUGACGCAGAAAUUUGGUUCAGUGAACUUUGCCAGGGGUUGGCAUGACUACGAAUAUGGGUUUGGCAUACAAUCAAGUGGUGAUUUUUGGCUUGGACUAAGUAGGAUUAAAAUGUUAACAGAUACCGGAUAUCAAAUACUCACUUUGACUCUUAAAGACUGGACUCGUGACAUACGUACCAUCCGAUACAAUUAUUUCGCAUUAGGUCCUGCAAGUUUACGCUAUCCAUUGCACAUUGGCAAAUACGUCACAAGUCAUGUUCUUCCAGACGAUUUUGCUUUCAGCAACGGCAUGCCUUUUGCAACCAUUGAUCGACCAGACGCAAACAAGUGUGCCUAUCAUCAGAAAGGCGGGUGGUGGUAUAAUUACUGUAGCCAGACACUACCGACCGGACACUAUUACCACUACGGUCCAUACAUACCCGCUGGUUUUUUUUACGACGGUAUAUAUUAUAAAGACUGGAAAGGCUUUGCUUAUUCGUUGAAGUAUAUAAGUUUAGAGUUGUACCACAUUUAAACCGUUCUGCAAUCCGAAUGCAUUUAUAUUGUUUUAGUAUUUGCCAUGUUGUUUUCCUGGAAAUCGACAAACAUUAUCAGAUCUGACUUACCGUACUUAUGUUUUUAAGAAUUUUUGUUUAUGUAAUUUUAGAAUUUUAAAUCUCCGGGAAUGUUUGGUACCUAAAUUCAACAAUUGUCAAAAUUCCAGGUUUCUUUUUACUUAGACCAUGUUAUAUGA
Ruditapes philippinarum (Manila clam) is the source of this 1072-nucleotide messenger RNA. RefSeq names its product angiopoietin-related protein 2-like. Lineage: Eukaryota; Metazoa; Mollusca; Bivalvia; Venerida; Veneridae. The record is from RefSeq and is a predicted model, not a curated record. Bases 119 to 853 code for a protein of 244 amino acids. The transcript is spliced from 4 exons.